Molecule: messenger RNA, 6362 nt
Organism: Stomoxys calcitrans (stable fly)
Lineage: Eukaryota; Metazoa; Arthropoda; Insecta; Diptera; Muscidae
Product: peroxidasin
Exons: 10
Coding region: 1325-6196 (1623 amino acids)
Biological process (GO): response to oxidative stress
Molecular function (GO): protein binding; heme binding; peroxidase activity
Source: RefSeq, a predicted model, not a curated record
AUUCAUUGAUUCGAACAACUUGCCGUUAGAAUCUCAGAUGUGCACUGAUGGUCGUUGUGAACGGUUGUUGUUGUGCCGCUUGCGUUUAAUCAGCCUUGUCGAAAUCGUUAACCGGAUGCCAACCAAACUAAAAUCAGAGAGCAAAUCACAGUUUGCUGGUGUCAAGUGGAACAUUUAAAAUUCUCGAAUAGCAAAACAUAAAAAGGAAAAAAAAUCUCAUCACUGAGCCAUGCUUAAAUGAAGUGAAGCAAAAAAAAAAAAAACAGAAAAAUAUCAUUAAUAUCAUUGUUGUUGCCGGCCUGAGAGUAGAAGUAGUAGAAGAGGCAGAAGAAGUAAAGCAAAACACAUAACGGCAAAACGGAAACCGAUUUGAAAUUGUGCGCGUUGCGAUAAAAAAAAGGAAAUCAACAGCCUCAAAACCAGCCAUAGGCAAUGAAGAGUGAGCAACAAGAAAAAAGUGUGAAAUUAGAAUGUCCAUGAAUUAAAACGAAGAAUACCCGAAAAACAAAAACUAAAGCCGAUAUCAAAGUUUAUAAAAAAAGAAUAAACAGCACAACAAACUUUCGAAGUGAGAAAAAAAAAAAAUCCUACAAAUUCAGCGGAAGUUGCCAAGAUUGCUACAAAAUACCCUCCUCAGUUACUGUGCGUGAGGCAUAACAAAAGGUUGUUGCCGCGUCGUGCUCUCAAAACUUUGUCGCACUCGAACCAACAAGGAAAGUGUCUUAAUUAAAAGUGUGUUCAAUAAAUAAACAAGCUGGGAAAUAUUCAAAGUAGAGCAGAGCCGAGAGAGAGAGAGUGAAAACCGAGUGGAAAAUUCUCCAUUUCCUGCCACUCUGGCAUCGGCUUCCAAAAGAGGAAACCAGCAAAACAAAAAAUUGUUUUAUUGUUAUUAUUUUUUUCAAUUAAGCAAAACCAGUGUUGUGCGAAAAACUUUGCCAUUCUGUGAAAGUUUUACGGUAUAAACUAUUCCCGAGAAGUUGAUCGCUUCAUUGCCCAUAUUUGGCAUAAGCCAAACGAGCAUACGUGCCUGUACAAAAUAUAUAAAUUUUUGUUUUUGUGUGUGUGUUUCAGUAUUUCCGUGUCCGUCGGCAUAGUGAGUGUGUGUGUGUGUGUGUUUAUGUUUGUGUUAAAAGUUAAGCCACGCAUACCUUAGUAGUGUUAAAUAAGAGUUACACGCACACACCUCCAAAUAGAGGAAAUAACACCAAAAUAUCCUUUGGCUUGAGCUCUAACGGCAGUUACUUAAAAUCGACACACACAGUUCUCAGCCUCGACAAAGUCGUUGCUUCGUUUACGCUGGUGUUGGCUGUUGGCUGAAUUAAAAAUGACUCGUAACUUUAUCGUUUUGACCACGUUGUGGCUAUGGCUGCUGCUGACGACGGUAUGUGGGCCCUCUUUGGCCAUGGCAUGCCCUGACAACUGCAAUUGUUUUCAACGCACUGUGCGCUGCAUACGUUCCCGUCUAACCACCAUACCCAGAGUUCCACUGGAUACCAAAGUUCUAGAUUUGCGCUACAACAAUUUUGAGGAGAUACCCAGUCGUGCAUUCGAAGGCCUCUCGAAGGUGACUACACUGUUCCUCAACGAAAAUGAAAUUUCUAACUUGCAGGAGGGAGCAUUUGAGGGCUUGCCAUCGUUGCGUUUCUUGUAUUUGAACUCGAAUCGCAUUACCCGCUUGCCCAGAAACAUUUUUCAAUCGCUGCGACAAUUGGAAGGCAUCUAUCUGGAGAACAAUAAUAUCUAUCAAAUUGAUGCUGAUACAUUUGCCAAUCUACCGCUAUUAAAUCGACUUUUCAUGUUCAAGAAUAAACUCACUAAUCUGCCACCGGAUGCAUUCACCCGUUUGCCAAGUUUAAAGCGUCUACGCUUGGAGGAGAAUCCAAUCGAUUGUAAUUGCGGCGUUUACUCACUGUGGCGUUACUACCAACAGCAUCCGCAACGUAAACUCAUCACCAUAGCAUUGACUUGUGAAACGCCAUCGACAUUGUAUCGUUACGUAUUUACCGGAUUACAGGAGUAUCAUUUCCACUGCAAAAAACCGGAAAUUGUCACAGCGCCACAUGACAUGCAUUUAACAACAGGUGAAAGCGUCGAAUUGCCAUGUCGCAUGGUCGGCGAUCCACAGCCGGAAAUUAUUUGGAUGCAAAAUACCAAUGAAAUCUCCCAGGACUAUGCGCCCAAAAUGCAGGUCCUUUCCACCGGCACACUCAAAAUAAAUGAUGUCAAUGCAAAUGAUAUUGGAAUUUAUGAGUGCAUUGGACGCAACGAGGUGGGUGAGACACGCACCCAGCCCAUACGUAUGAUGGUGGAGAAUGAGAUUCCCAUACAUGGCAUUGGCAUAGAGACAGGCUUUGGCAUUGCCAACAACGACAAUGACAACUACCAUUAUAUAAGCAAUGGCAACAACAAUAAUCAAGUGUGGAAUCAGCCACAGAUUCCCUACCAAGGUGGAAGAGGACACUUUGACGCGGCAAAUGGUAGACACUAUCCAGAGUUCACACAUGGCAAUGAACAUCAACAACAGCAGCCAUUCAGCACUUGGCACAGACCAGAACAAACACCAUCCGCUUAUUUGCCCACUCAGAGGCAACCACAUCAGCCGUAUCCACAACCACACCUACAGCCACGUCCCCAGCAAACGCGUCAGCAAACAACAACCCAAUCACCGCCAACGCCAGCUCCAGAGCCUCACGCGCCCAUUUUUAUCCACUCACCUAGUGAUGCUACUGUCGCAUUAAAUGGUGACCCAGUGCGUCUGGAUUGUUCGGCAUCUGGUCUACCUGUUCCAGAGAUUAUGUGGUACUACAAUGGUCGUAUGGUGGUCCAAUCCACCGAUGCGCUACGCAUUCACGCCAAUGGCAGUUUGGUUAUUGUCAAACCCACCCUGCUGCAGGCGGGCAUAUAUCGCUGUGAAGCCACCAAUUCCCUGGGAAAGGUGGAGGCCACGGCCAACAUAGAUGUGAAAGAACUGCCCGUUAUACUAAUGGCCCCACAAAAUCAAACAGUUAAAGUUGGCAAAAGCUUUAUACUGGAAUGCGAUGCAGAUGGCAACCCAAUACCAACUAUCUCUUGGCAAUUUAAUGGCGAACCAAUUACGCCAGUGGCCGACAGCGACCAUGUGGUUUUGGAAAAUGAGAAUACGGAAUUGAUAAUAAAUAAGGCUCAGGAAACGGAUUCAGGCGUCUACACCUGCAUUGCAGAGAAUGAUAAUGGCCGCACAAAUUUAUCAGCCACCAUCAGAGUGGAACGGGUACGCAGUGCUCCACGUCUGCUGAUUGAACCUUUCAAUCUGGAUGCAUUGAGUGGCACCAGCAUUGAGUUGCCCUGCAAGACAGAGGAGACCGAUGGGAUACAGAUAACAUGGCGUAGAGAUGGACGGAUUAUUGAUCCGAAUGUUCAAACAUCAAACAAAUACGAAAUCAGUGGCACGGGCAGUUUGUUUGUGCGCAACGUAACCAUAUUCGAUGGGGGACGCUAUGAAUGCUCGGUGAAAAAUGAUUUUGGCCGGUCAACAGCAUCGGCAUUUGUUACCAUAAGGAGUAACGACGAUUUGGCUCCCGGCGAUCGAUAUGUUCGCAUUGCAUUUGAGGAAGCUGCCAAGGAAAUCGAUUUGGCAAUUAAUAAUACCAUCGACACCUUAUUUAUCAACCGCAAUCGCACCAAGCCCAAUGGUGAAGCUGCUCCACCCAACUAUGCUGAUUUGUUAAAAGUAUUCCGCUUCCCAACGGGCGAAGCCAGGCAACUGGCACGAGCUGCUGAAAUCUAUGAACGGACCUUGGUUAACAUUCGUAAACAUGUUCUGAAGGGGGACAAUUUGACCAUAGAAAGCGACAAGUACAAGUUUAAGGAUCUAUUGUCUCGAGAACAUCUGCAUUUGGUGGCCGAGCUGUCGGGUUGUAUGGAACACCGGGAAAUGCCAAAUUGUACAGAUAUGUGUUUCCAUUCCAAAUAUCGCAGCAUAGAUGGCACUUGCAAUAAUCUGUUGCAUCCCACUUGGGGCUCUUCCCUAACCGCUUUCCGUCGUUUGGAGAAGCCGAUUUAUGAAAAUGGUUUCAGUUUGCCUAUCGGAUGGAUGAAGGAGAAACUUUAUGCUGGCUUUGAAAAGCCUAGCUCCAGAUUGGUUUCCACCACUUUAAUAGCCACUAAAGAGAUAACGCCCGAUGACCGCAUCACUCACAUGGUUAUGCAAUGGGGUCAGUUUUUAGAUCAUGACCUUGAUCACGCCAUACCCUCUGUGAGUUCAGAAAGUUGGGAUGGUGUGGACUGCAAAAAGACUUGUGAGUUUGCUCCACCCUGCUAUCCCAUUGAAGUGCCACCCAAUGACCCUCGCAUUACCAAUAGGAGAUGUAUAGAUCUUGUUCGUUCCAGCUCAAUAUGUGGCUCUGGCAUGACUUCGGUAUUCUUUGACAGUGUCCAACACCGUGAACAAAUCAAUCAAUUAACUUCCUACAUUGAUGCUUCCCAAGUGUAUGGCUACAACGAAGCCUUUGCCAAUGAAUUGAGAAAUGUGACCACCGAUGAUGGCCUCCUACGUGUGGGCAUACACUUUCCCAAUCAAAAAGAUAUGUUACCGUUUGCAGCUCCCCAAGAUGGCAUGGAUUGUCGUAGAAAUUUGGAUGAAAACCAAAUGAAUUGCUUUGUAUCCGGUGACAUAAGAGUAAAUGAGCAGGUGGGUCUUCUGGCCAUGCACACAGUGUGGAUGCGUGAGCACAAUCGCAUAGCGAUUGCCUUGAAAGAAAUUAAUCCUCAAUGGGAUGGUGAUACGUUGUAUCAUGAAACAAGAAAAAUUGUGGGGGCCCAAAUGCAGCAUAUCACCUAUAAGUAUUGGUUGCCUUUAAUUGUAGGCGAAAGUGGUAUGCAAAUGCUGGGCGAAUACAAGGGCUACAAUUCAUCGGUCAAUCCCACCAUUGCCAAUGAAUUUGCAACGGUGGCCUUGAGAUUUGGCCACACCCUCAUUAAUCCUAUACUACAUCGUUUAAACUCCUCAUUUGAACCCAUACCUCAGGGUCAUUUGCAAUUACACAAGGCUUUCUUUGCCCCCUGGCGUUUGGUGUACGAGGGUGGGGUGGACCCACUGAUGAGAGGCAUGUUUGCCACCCCAGCCAAAUUGAAACUGCCCGGACAAAAUCUUAACACUGAACUCACAGAGAAGCUUUUCCAAACUGCCCAUGCUGUGGCUUUAGAUUUGGCUGCCAUUAACAUACAACGAGGUCGAGAUCAUGGCAUUCCCGGUUACAAUGCCUAUCGCAAAUUGUGCAAUCUCACCGAGGCUCAGACCUUCGACGACUUAGCCAAUGAGAUCACUGACAAAGAUGUAAGAGAUAAGCUCAAAGAGCUCUAUGGUCAUCCGGACAAUAUCGACGUAUGGGUUGGAGGUGUUCUAGAAGACCAAUUAGAGGGUGCCAAGGUAGGACCACUAUUCCAAUGUCUCUUGGUGGAGCAAUUUAGACGUCUGCGUGACGGCGAUCGCUUUUAUUAUGAAAAUCCCACUGUGUUCUUGCCGCAACAGCUGGAACAAAUAAAACAGGCAAACUUUGGUCGUGUUCUAUGUGAUACCGGGGAUAAAAUCGAAGAAGUAACCGAUAACGUUUUUAUUUUGGCCAAACACCAAGGAGGUUACAAGAAAUGUGAUGAAAUACCUGGAAUAAAUUUGUACUUCUGGCAAGAUUGCGCUGCCUGCAGCAGUUUGCCUCCACUCUUCGAUACAUAUGUACCACAGACAUACGUUCAAAAGAACAGAGCCAAGAGAUCAAUAAUGGCCAAACAACAACCCCUUCAGGAGGAGGAGGAAUCAGCAGUCGAAUAUGAUUCGUUCAAUAAGAUAGAAGAGCUUAUGGAUAUUAAUGAGGAGCGUGUCAGUGGCUUGGAAGAGGUCAUCAGUGUUUUCCAAAAAGAACUCAAAAAAAUGCACAAGAAAAUGCAUAAACUGGAGGAGGCCUGUGACAGCCCUAGUCCCAAGGACAAACCCUCCAAGAGAAAUCAUUGCGUUGAUGAUAAUGGCACCACACGCCUCAACAAUGAGGUCUGGUCCCCGGACUACUGCACCAAAUGUGAGUGUCGUCGGGCCCAAAUCACCUGUACGAAAGAAAAAUGCGGCGAAGUGCACUGCGAACCCGGCAUAGAUCCCAUAACACCGCCUAUGGCUUGCUGUCCCCAUUGUCCACAUCUUUUUAACAAGACUCCACUAAAAAAUUAAAUAUUACUCACCCCAAUUUUUAACUUUCAAUUUAUUGAGAACAAACAUUGAUUGAUCUUUUUCCAAAACAACUAAAAGCUGUUCAUAACAAUAAGACAUGUCAAGUUUGUAACACCGAUAUCACAAAAUUUACCUUUUUCUGUAAAAAAAAAAAAAAUAACAAAAA